ACGGAGAGUCCGAGAUACCGAAGUGGCUUGCGCUGACCGCCUACUGUCCGCAGCUUGCCGGUCCCGCCUGUGAGUCGUACGUGGAGGUCGUUGGGGAGAAGAUCAACGAGCUGGAGGACGGCGGAGGAGGCGAGCAGCUAGGGCGAGUGGUGACCGAUGCCUACUCGCUCCACGGCGUGGAGGGCGACGCGGGCAGUGACAGGGGCCACAAGGACGACGACGUCCUGGAGCAGCAGCCCGAAGACGGCGCACAGGAGGCCGUCGAGGACGAGAGCGGCUCCAGGGACCAAGAGAAGCUGAAAGGGGGUCAGCGGAGAGUUCAAAUGCUGAAUAGGCGUGUCCAGAAUAACAUUAAGACGUACGAUUGUAGUGAAUGCGGGAAGCGGCUUAUCAACAAAAGUCACCUCGAUUACCACAUCAGGACCCACACAGGCGAGAAACCAUAUGAAUGUGAAGUUUGUAACAAGCGUUUUAUUCUGAAAUCCAGUCUUGAUGCCCACGUCAGGACCCACAACGGCGACAAACAUGAAUGUGAC
Molecule: messenger RNA, 536 nt
Organism: Frankliniella occidentalis (western flower thrips)
Lineage: Eukaryota; Metazoa; Arthropoda; Insecta; Thysanoptera; Thripidae
Product: zinc finger protein 157-like
Exons: 1
Biological process (GO): regulation of transcription by RNA polymerase II
Molecular function (GO): DNA-binding transcription factor activity; RNA polymerase II cis-regulatory region sequence-specific DNA binding
Source: RefSeq, a predicted model, not a curated record